AUGAUCGAGGAAUGUUCACUGAAUUGUGAUAAAUUCAGAUUCAAUUUAAGAUUUACGUUUUAAUUAUUUAUUGAACCAAGUAUUGAUUCUUGUCCUAUAAAUCUGUAAUCUAUAUAAUGUAUACGAGCUUCAUCCGCCGAAAUAGUGUGUAUUAUUUCUUAAAAGUUUAAAAAAAAAUACAAACAAUGAGAUUGAAUAGACGAGAUUCCUUUUCAAGUGAUGAUGAAGUACCAUUAAAAUUAAUAUCUAAAUGUUCCAACGAAAACAGUUAUAAAAUACUUUGCCAGCCGAGUAUAAACCAUUGUGAGUUUUGUGAUAGUGUUUCUAAUAACAAAUAUGAUAGUUUAAUUCACAAUGCUAGUCACAUAAUAAUACCUCUUCUUAAUCAGAAACUUAUAAAAUGCAAUGAUUGCCUAUUCUAUUUCACAUCGCAGACUGAAUAUCAACAACAUUUGAAGAAACAUACAAAAAAUCUGAAUAACCAACAUAUUAAUAUAAGGAAUAGAAUAAAAUUUGAAGACGACAGUAUAUUAAAUAAUUCAUCAGAUCUAUUGAAAGAUUUGAACAGUCAAAUAAACAUUAGAUUGGAGAAUUUGCAAUUUAAUAAUUUAGUCAAUAAUAACUUGGUGAUAAAAAAUAACUCGAACGUAAAAAAUAACUUUGAAAUAAAAAAUAACUCGCAUGUAAAAAAUAACUUGGAUGUAAAUAACUCGGUUAUUGAUCUAGAUGAUGAUAUACCAUUAAUAAAAAAUAAAUAUAUAUUUGGUACAAAGACUGUGAAUAAAAUACCUAAUGGAAGGAAAGAUACGGAAAUAGAAGAAAAUGGUAAUAAUAUAUAUAAAAGUGUACAUUUUGAUGAUUUGAGUAAACCAAAAACGGUCAUAUGUAGAUAUUGUAAACAGAAAUAUCCAAAUGAAUAUACUUUAAUAUUACAUGAAACAUGUCAUAUAAAUUUUAAUAAUCGUUUGCCCUCAUUUUGUUCGGCCUGUGAUUGGUACAUAGCUGGUGAUAGGAAAGAUGUGCUCCGUCACAAAAGAUCACAUUCACCUAAAACAAGGCAAAAACUAAACAAUCCUAUUGAAAAAUGCCUCCAAUGUGGAUUAUCUUAUCGAAGUUAUAUAAAUCAUUUUAAAAACUACCACAAUAAUAAUGACGAGACAUACAAUAAAGUGACAAUGAUGUGUGAUUUGUGUUACCAGUUUUUGAAAUCGAGUAAACUCAGGUCUUAUGAGAAAAUAGGUACUGUUAGUAAAGUUGGGAAAAGAUUUAAAUGCGGCCAUUGUAUGAGAAAGUUUUUCGAAUUGAACGAAGUGCAGAAAACCGAAUUUAUACAGAAAUGGUGUAUAAAAAGGUCUAUGAGGAAAAUGACAAAUGAUCAAAGAUUAAAAAAGAUACAAUUUAGGUUGAAGAAGAUUAAUAAUUUGAAUAAAUUUUAAUGUUUU
This is a messenger RNA of Papilio polytes (common Mormon), 1442 nucleotides long. Its product is annotated as TBC1 domain family member 5 homolog A-like. Gene Ontology annotation, biological process: regulation of transcription by RNA polymerase II. Gene Ontology annotation, cellular component: chromosome. Bases 186 to 1436 code for a protein of 416 amino acids. Lineage: Eukaryota; Metazoa; Arthropoda; Insecta; Lepidoptera; Papilionidae. The record is from RefSeq and is a predicted model, not a curated record. Gene Ontology annotation, molecular function: chromatin insulator sequence binding. The transcript has 4 exons.